This is a messenger RNA of Mustela erminea (ermine), 3741 nucleotides long. RefSeq names its product coiled-coil domain containing 69 (gene CCDC69). The coding region runs from base 16 to 1119 and encodes 367 amino acids. Gene Ontology annotation, cellular component: nucleus; cytoplasm. Lineage: Eukaryota; Metazoa; Chordata; Mammalia; Carnivora; Mustelidae. Gene Ontology annotation, molecular function: microtubule binding. The record is from RefSeq and is a predicted model, not a curated record. The transcript is spliced from 12 exons.
CUGCCUUUUAACGAGAUGUCCAGCCAGGUGGGAGUCGGUGGUCCCAUAAACUUGAUGAGCAGUCCCUUCGGAGACCCAGAGAGGCCCCACACUGCAACCCAAAAAGGCAGAAUUGUGCCCGGUGAAGCUAAAGGAAGCCAAAUUCUACUUCUCAUGAGGAAGAAAGGUAGCAAGAUUCCCAUCUCCAGAGGAGUUCAAGCAGAAGUCAGCUCUGGCCACCGCGCUCCCACUCUGCCCAGACUCUGCACCCAUAUCUGGCAGCCACAUCCUGCCGCAGACCAGAGGCGCCAAAAACCAGAUCAGCCACCCAGACCAGAGCCACAGGAACUAGGUCCCCUCAGUGGGGAUACAGCCCCAGCCGUCCAGCUCUGCGCAUCUGAGGAGGCUGAGGAGUACCAGAAGGAGAUAACCAGAAUUCUCCUGCAACACGAAGAGGACAGGAAGAAAUGGGCACAACAGGCGGAGGAGGACAGGAAGCUAGAGCUUGGAGAGAAGCUAGAUGAACAGAGAAGAGUCCUGGAAAGAGAGCAUGAGGAGACCCUGCAAGUCCUCCGGGCCUCGCAUGAGCAGGAGAAGGAAGCCCUUACCCACUCCUUUCAGGAGGCCAAGGCGACCCUGCAGGAGACCAUCGAUGGACUGUCCUCACAGCUGGAGGUCUUCCAGGCCAAGAUGAAGAGGGUAGAAGAGUCCAUUUUGAGCCGAGACUAUAAGAAACACAUCCAGGAUUAUGGGAGCCCCAGCCAGUUCUGGGAGCAGGAGCUGGAGAGUUUACACUUUGUCAUCGAGAUGAAGAACGAGCGUAUUCACGAGCUGGACAAGCGGCUGAUCCUCAUGGAAACGGUGAAAGAAAAAAAUCUGAUGUUGGAGGAAAAAAUCUCCACCCUGCAGCAGGAGAACGAGGACCUCCAUGUCCGGGCCCGCAACCAGAUGGUUCUGUCAAGACAGCUCUCGGAGGACCUGCUUCUCGCCCGCGAGGCCCUGGAGAAGGAGUCCCAGUUGCGACAACAGCUCCAGCAGGAGAAGGAGGAGCUACUGUACCGGGUUCUCGGGACCGACGCCUCCCCUGCCUUCCCCCUGGCCUCUGUCACCCCCACGGAGGUCUCCUUCCUCGCCAGCUAGGGCCCGGGGCCUGGGCCCUCCAUGACGCCUGUGGUCAUGGCUCCCUCUUGAGGACUUACUGAAGAAGACAAGCAGGAGCCUCUCGUCUUGUCCCAGGAAGGGGGGAGGGCAGGAGUGAGGUGGGAGCCAGGGUGUGUGCCCUGAGGCCUGGGGGCCUGGGCCAUGCAGGAUCACCCAUGGGGUGAUGGAAGGCCCCAGAUGCGCCUUCCUUGGAGUUGGCCCCGGGGAACAAGCAAAAGGAGUCCUUCCGUCCCUCCCUAUUCUCUCUGUUCAAAUCAGGGAAGUCCUGACCUUUUUCCAGGGGAAGUGCUGCUGAGGUCAUCUGACAAAGAGACAAGCCCCCUGGUCCUGACUUGGUAGCUUACCCCGGAUGUUCUCGCCUCUGCUCAGACCCUCCCUUAGCCUCAGUUUACCUGUCCUCUAAAACAGGCAGGGGACCUGAGCAAAUGAUACUUGAGUCUCUACAAUGUCCCAUUCUAGGUUUGUUUGAAGGUCAGACAGGGGGCUGGGGACAGGGAACUUUGAAGUGGGCCAGACCCUGGGAAUCAACAGCGAAUGGUAGGCAGCUGGAAAGGGGGUUGCUGGAGGCCCAUCGGGCUGGCGGUGCCAGGGCCCGAACCAGCCAAAGCAGGGGCUCGACAUGACCUGGGGUAAGCCGCUGCUUCUGGUCCCAGAGUCUGGUCAGCCCAGGGGAUAAGCCAGAGAUCCUCCUCCCUGACCAGGCAAGGCUCACCCCUCAGCCCUCCAGGUCUCUCUGUCUCAGGGCCACCUCGUGGGUCUGGAGACACCUAGCGGCCAGAGCUAGAACCUCAUCCCUAGAGAGAUGAGGAAACCACACGGGGAGUGGAGCCCACAAAGCCAGGACCAGGACCUCGGCUGUCAUCCCGCUUUUAGCUCGCUGUGCUUGUUUUUCUCCUCAGGCUCUGGAAAAAUCAGACGUGUGACUUCCCUUCUCCUCCUUCCUCUACCUGCCCCCCCCAACCCCCCCCCCCCCCCCGCCGCCGACUUCUGGUUUCUCUCUUCCUCCUGCUCCCUACCUUUACUCCUUCUACCACGCCUGAUGCCAGAUGCCAGGACCCCAGAGCCUGGCCCUCAGCUUCCCCAUCAGUGCAGAGGGGUGGCUGGAGAAACCAGCCUUGGCAGGCCUGUGCAGCCCAGACUGUCUGUGGAUUUAAUAUUCUUCUCAGGAAGCUUCAGGUCAGCUGGACACUGUACAGAGAACCUCUCCCCUGCACAGAGCAUUUUAAUUCAGUGCUCUCACAUACACUCCCUCCUGUCAGCUACCUAAGAUUCUCGAAGCCAGUUCUCAUCCCUCUUCAGCAGCAGAGCAAACUGAGAAUCACAGGAGCCGGAGGACCUUCCCUGAGAUUCCCUGGCUCCAGCCCCAGAUCCCAGACCAGCAAGUAAGAAAGGCUAGUCCAGUAGAACUGAAGUUAGCUCCAUCAACCCAGACCUGGUCUUCAGCCAUUUCUUGUUCUGGAAUUCAGAUGUGACUCUCUUUCUCCACUUCUCCCCUAGUAGGGCUAAGGGAGUGCUGAGCUGCUUCUCUGGCUGUGGGCAAACAGGUUAUAUAUCUGGGAGCCUUGGGAACAGCUCUCGAGUGAAGUACACAUGUACUUCAUGCAUCUUUCCCCAAAGUUUGUCUGGGAUACGCUAAUUCGUUGCACAUUAAUAGGCAUGACCAAGAAAAGAAUUGAUAGCCAAGUAAUCUGAGAAACUCUAGAUUCCAUCAAGUUAAACAGAUCUGCAAAGUGCAGGACUUCUCAGAACCCUCAAUGCACUAAUGUGAACUUCAAAUUUCCAAGAAGGAAGCAGAGUAUCCAGCAUUUUCUAAACUCCUUUGACCAACGUCCUACCCCAACCUAAGCACUUCAGGCUGCAGAAUGCACUUUAGAAAGCAUCGUUUUAAUUGAGAAGGGCUAGGCUGGAGAAGGGGCAAGUUGUGGGGAGCAGGGCUUCCCUCCUGUAGCCUUACGGCUGAGGCAGGGAGAUGAACUGUGGUCACGGCCUCACCCUGGGAAGAUAAGCCGUGGAAACCAUGGCAUUGUGUUUAUUUGGCCCCUGUGUUUUCCUGAGAGAGGAGGGGACUCCUCACUGAGGAACCAGGGUCCAUUGAGCAAUAUGUCCUGGGCCUGAGUGGCUUGUACCCCACUGACCCUAGCUCUGCCCAGCCUUGGAGUAGGGGCUGAUGUUGGAGGGAAGGCUGGCCGUCAGAACAGCUCAGGGUUUGGAGGGAGGCUGUGACAUUGAUGGAAGGCGUGGAAACAGUGAUAUGUGGGCAGAGUGUAUAAGGUGUGAGUGCAAAGGUUCUUUUUGCACUCUUUUGGGAGUAACAACUCCUUGGCAUCAAAAAUACCAAGGUUCACAUGGUUACCUACCCCUGUUUGGGCCCACUGCUCCACACCGGCACGCCUGCAGCUGGCGGGGGGGAGCUAGGAAGGAGCAGGGGAGACGUGAGGGCUUCUGGUCACACGGAUACAGAUGGUGGCAGUCCCUGUGCCCUAAAGGUUGUUGGGCUGGCAGGUGUAGAUGCCAGGGUCCCCGGCCCAGAGCCUCUUCCACAUACAGGGUGCUGCCUGCCUCCUGCUGCACCCGGCUUUCUCGGCGAACGACACUGGCCUA